This is a messenger RNA of Pyricularia oryzae 70-15, 4700 nucleotides long. RefSeq lists its product as uncharacterized. Gene Ontology annotation, cellular component: nucleus. Bases 1160 to 4162 code for a protein of 1000 amino acids. The record is from RefSeq and is a predicted model, not a curated record. The transcript is spliced from 5 exons. NCBI's taxonomy places the organism in Eukaryota, Fungi, Ascomycota, Sordariomycetes, Magnaporthales, Pyriculariaceae. Gene Ontology annotation, molecular function: sequence-specific DNA binding; zinc ion binding; DNA-binding transcription factor activity, RNA polymerase II-specific. Gene Ontology annotation, biological process: positive regulation of transcription by RNA polymerase II; DNA-templated transcription.
CCAGCUCGUUUUCUCCUUAAACUCACCUUCAAUGGAUACUAACCACAAGACAGGGAAAUUCCCUAUCGCAAAUAAUAGGAUACCCCUUUAAUAUUUUUUUGUUGCAGUUGUUCACAUAGUCAAGACUACUUCACUACAUACACAUCCUCUCCAUUACGAACGUCUGGCGACUUCACUGGGGCCGCCACACAAGGCUCCCCACGUCGCCUUAUGAGCCAAGACUAAUCCUUGUCCACAAUUAUACAUAUCGUCGUACUGUCUCUCCUCUGCCCUCCCCGAUGAGUGUCAGACGUACUCUCUUUCCUGUAUCCCUUGCUUCUCUACCUACUUAGAUCACCUACCUACUCCAAGACGCAAACCUCAGCUCAACAAAUCUCUCGCCUAUGUCUGGAUAAUACAGAGACCACCCAGUCAACGUCCCACCAUACUCUACUCUACUUAUCGGCAGCAGUCCGUUGAGGUAUCUUGCCCGCUAGAUUAAACGACUGUUGUAUUUCGUUUCGGUCCUCACGUUGUAGGAUCAAUAACGACGGUGACGAGUGGGAGGAGAAGAAAAACAAACAAGCAAGCAACAGACACAGUCUGGGCGUCUGGUGCAUCGGUUUCUUGGCUUUCUUGUCCCUAGAGCGAGCAAUCUUGGCACUUCUCAGACCAACGCAAGCCGCCCUCCUGUCACGCUUAAACCCUCUGUUGAUUCCACCAACCGCAGCAUCUUUGGUUUCAACGGAAGUGGCACUACGCGAACAACGUCCGCAGUGAAAGUUGGGCAUCGAAAACGCGGAAUCGUUUACAACCACUUGAUUGCCUUUGUUGGGUAUCUUCUUCCUCUUUACUGACUCCCGUCUGGGCCAAGACCGACGUGUUCCACCUGUCAAAGUGCGAGGAGCGCAACGCGGACAGUGGCUGGAUCCCUUAACUACUCAGUGACCGAAAAGCCUUCAGGCCCAGUAUCAGCAAGGCUCUACAGACCCGAGACGUCAACAGCUUGCUUUGCGAUAGGUGGCUGAAGAUUGAGAAAUGCGAUUCGAGUCGCGCUAGCUGAAAGUGAAAACCGAGGACGAUCAAACACCAAACUAUAGGAACAUACAGCUUGACCUGCUUAUCACGGGUCACGCGGACAUCAAAUUAGCCAGGCUGGAUCCUCUGUCCCCUCGAAAGUAUGGAGGCGGCGGCUAGCACCACCACUGCCACCGGCCAAAACACGCCGCCGUCCACCGGGGAGUGUUCAGCUGCGCCUUCAGGGCGGUCAUCCCCCAGUGCUGCAGGCGGUAUCAUAGUAGCAAAUCCUUCUCGCAAUGCUCCGGAUGAUGCUGCCAUAUCUACGCACGAUGGUUCCGCCGACGAGGAUGAUUUUGGGGCGCAUGAUGACUCCGGGAGCGACGAUGCCGUAAAGGCAGAAGGGUCAAACGAGACGCCGGACCCAUCUGCACCAGGUGCGACAUCGGCACCAGUGCAGAAGAGGAGGAGGGUCACCCGUGCGUGUGACGAGUGCCGGAGGAAGAAGAUCAAGUGCGACGGGCGACAACCAUGCACACAUUGCUCAGUUUAUAGCUAUGAAUGCACGUACGACAAGCCAUCGAACAGGCGACGAAAUCCCGCCCCUCAAUACAUUGAAGCACUGGAGAGUCGACUACAGCGCGCCGAAACGUUGCUCCGCAAGUUUAUGCCAGAUGUGGACUUGGCCGACCCGAAACUCGACCCGACUGUCCAACAGGAGUUUGCCAACCGAGAGCGCGCCCGUGCAAAAGCGGCGGCAGCAUCCGGGGCUGAGAAGGCCAAGAAAGAGGAGCCAGUUGUGGAUGGCGAGGCAACAAAAAAGCAGGAGGACCAACUCCUCUCGAUGAUCGAGUCGAUUGGCCAUCUGGAUCUUAUUGAUGGGAACGAAUGGGACUUCCAUGGGAAUUCGUCUGGCGCGGUGUUUCUAAAACGGUUAAAGGAGCAAAUGGGCUUGCUCAAUUCUGAUACGAAAGCACCUUUCCUACCGCGGAAGUCGCGGUACACAGGAAUGUUUAGCCUGGACUCUCCACCAUCAUUCGCGAGUUCUCCUUGGGAUACGAGUACCGGCAGUGACGCAGGCGCAGCAGUUCCGGCAAUGUAUGAGCUGCCUCCCAAGGAUGUGGCCCAGAACCUCUGCUAUUUUUCGUUGAACUGCGCGACAUGUUUGUUGCGUAUUGUACACAUUCCAUCAUUCAACGACAUGGUGGAGAAGCUGUACGAGAAACAGCCGGAAAACCUAGGUCCAGAAGACCAUCGGGCUCUUGGGCUGCUGAACGCGGUUAUGGCCCUUGGUUCAAUGUAUACUGGUUCCGAUGAUGCGGGAUCACAGCAGGUGCAUUAUAAGGCUGCCAUCGAGAAAGGACUCAAAUACUACACCAACGCUCGGAUGCUCCUACAGGAUAUAACCGAGUGUCGAGAUCUUGUUUCCUUGCAAGCACUGCUAUUUAUGAUACUCUUUCUUCAAGCUACUUCAAAUCUCAGCGGCUGUUAUGCCUUUUUGGGUAUUGCCCUACGGGCCGCGUUGCGAAUGGGUCUGCAUCGACACCUUCCCCAUGUUCAGCUUACGCCUAUCGAAGACGAGUCCCGAAGGCGUGUAUUCUAUGCCAUUAGAUGCAUGGAUACAUAUGUUUCCGCUCUUCUUGGAUUCCCCAUUUUGCUCCAGGACACGGACAUUGAUCAACCGUUACCGACGGAAGUUGACGAUGAGUACAUCACGAAAGACGCGAUCCUGAAGCCACCGCCUGGAAAGACGUCGUUUUUUGAAGCAAUGAACGCCCAUGUGCGAUUGAUGAAAAUAUUGGCAAAGAUAAUCAAGGAUAUAUAUCCUAUGAGGGGGAUGGACGAAUCGGUCAUGAAAAAGAGGACCAGUGGGGUGAAUGCAACCUACAUGAUCAGCUAUUCGGCCAUCAAGGCAAUCGAGCUCGAGUUGCAGCAGUGGUACGAGCAGUUACCGAUCAACUGGCGGCCUAGUCCGGAAGGGCCCAGUGAGGUUAUUCGCGUGCGAUCACUCCUUCGCUUCUCAUACGCUCAUGUGCAAAUGAUGCUUUAUCGACCUUUCUUGCAUUACUCAUCUCCUAGGCUGUCUGCAGGAAAGCAUGUCGAUGAGAGAUACUAUGCUUGUGCCGCAGCUUGCAUCAGUGUCUCGCGGAACAUUAUCCAUAUCGGCAUGGAGAUCAGGAAACAGGCGGUCCUCACGGGACCUUACUGGUUCAUUCUGUACACCGAGUUCUUUGCCAUCCUGUCUUUGGCAUUUUACGCGCUGGAAAACCCGGACAAAGCUGGCAUCCCCGAGAUUCUUGCCGAUGCCCAUGCUGGAAGAGAGCUCAUUUCGGGCCUUUCACGCAUGAGUUUGGCGGCGGAUAGGGUCACGGAUGCAUUGAAUGCCUUGUUUGAUCAACUACCCGAGCGUCUUACCAUGAACAAAGACCCCAAGGCCCGCCCUAUCCCCACAAAGAAACGCUCUGCUCCAGGUGCCGACUCUGCCAGUCUUCUUACCCAGGAACAGAUGGCCAUUGCGGCACAACUAAAAGCCGACCGUUCCCUAAACGGCCGGGGACGUGGCAAGAUCCGCGGUACCGGCCGUGCCGCCUCAAAGGCACACCUCCCACACCGCAUUUCAAUGGAUUCUCCUCACCAAGCCCACCAGGCCAUCGGCACCCGAGCCGGUAGCCAGGGCCCAUUUGUCGCGAACUACUCAGAGCCAAUGCCGCUGGACCUUCUUAAUCAAUCACCGGACAAUUUCAAGCAGCGGCACCAGCAGCAGACAGAUGCGAUGAUGUUUCCGUCAGGCGACCCCUUUGCCUAUCCCAACAGCCAGCCAGGAGUUGGUUACAGAAACGGAGGACAUACCCAGGACUCGAUGCCCUUUUACAUGCAUCAAGUGUACGACGACAUUGAGGGUCAGCUCCUGGGACAGACGAUCCCUCCAUAUCUCAUGCAGCCGGGCCACCAGGGCGUUUCAGGGAUGGCUGCUGGGGACCUGGCACAAAUGUACAACGCGUCGAGCCUGGUGGCAAUGCAGCAACAACAGCAGCAAAGACAGCAGCAGCUGGGGCCCGGUUUGCAACCUGGUCAUCAUCGACACCAGCAGGAUAUUGACGACAUUAUGCUGUCAAACACCAACAGCUUUGAAAUGUUCUCUGCCCCGCAGUAUAGAGCAAUUUAAAAGGGGUAAAUCGCCCUUUUUCUUUCCCCAAGUUUCUCGAAGAAACACAUUCUCGACAUAUGCAUUCUUUUUUUUUUUUUUUUUUUGUCGGUUGCACAUAUAAGGAGGGGACAAGGCAAACGGAGAAAAGCCAAGUAAACGAUCGCAUUUCAUGAUACCAUGAUACCCCAGGCCGUUCUCAUUAAGCUAUUUAUAUUUCUGGGAUACGGAGUUUCUGUCCUCUAAUCUGUCAUAUCAUUUCUUUGGGGCCUUGUGGUUGUAAAAAGGCUUAUGAAAAUACAAAUAAACAUGUACAUGAUAUUUAAUGGCCCAGCUUUACAAGGUCGCUCGGUGCGUCUAAAGCUGAUCCAAUGUGGUCGUCAUUAGAGUAAACCAAAGGAGAACGAGCCAUGGUGAAGGGCUACAAAAAGCGAUAAAAUACGAAAUAAUGAACAACCAAAACGUGGACUACUGGUGAACGUGGUUGAUUGGUGAUUCGUCAAACUGAAUGAAAGAAGAAACCGCUGCUUGCCUUCCUGGUGCCGCAUAUUGCCCGUCU